CGUGACCCCACCCCAUUUCUUGGCUGCUGGUGUAAUCAAAUGCUAAUCUCUCGGAAAACCCUCGAAACCAGGACCAAUAGCAACCAAUACACCCGUGUUUAUUGGAAGGAGGGGUGGCCGGUAUACUCAAAAUUGACUGUCCAUUAAAAAGUGUCAUUGAGGCACAAUCCGGAGACGGACAAGUGAGACGUUUCUAAAAAGUGGGAACCAUGCAAGUAUCUCAGGGUACGAGGGCUGUAUACGACGGACCUCCCGGGAAAACAGAUGCCGCUAAGGGGCCGCUUAAUUUCCCCCUGUCGUCGUCUCACUUCAUUGACAGUAUCCUGAGCAAAGCGAGCAGCGCUGUUGGGAAAAACAAGGGGACUCAUGGAGACAUGGUUGAAGCGGGUGAUCUCAAUGGGCCAGAAUCCAUUAAAACUAUGGAAUGCCCGUCAGAUGUGAAGAUGACGUUCCUUCAUCAGGACCACGGAAGGGAAGGUCGAAAACAUUCUGGGCUGCACUCGGAAAGCAUCAUCCGAGAGAUGGAGACCCUGUACUCAAAUUACAUCAAGUCCCAUCAGAUGUGCUAUUCCUUGAAUCCGAGGUCCCACGACGGAAAGUUACAUAGCCAGCCGCCCUCCCUGCAGACCGGGGAGCUCACAUCGCCUAAAGAUGUUGAUUUAAAAGAAAUGCCUGGAAACUUGACUCAAGAAAAUCUGAGGGAGGAAACCGAAAAAGAUACUUCAGAGCGUCACCGGGUGAUGAAGUGCAUCUCUCCGGGCCGCUACAGCAGUUCAUCACUGAAAAGGAAGCAGCGUCGGUACAGAACCACAUUCACAAACUUUCAAUUAGAAGAACUUGAAAGAGCUUUCAGAAAAUCGCACUACCCCGAUGUUUUUUCCAGAGAGGAACUAGCAAUGCGCCUUGAUCUGACUGAGGCACGAGUUCAGGUGUGGUUUCAAAACCGUCGGGCUAAGUGGCGCAAAAGGGAGAAAGUUGGCGUGCUGGGCAGUGUCCCUGGGUUGACUAUGGCCAGUCCCCUGGGGAUGUACCUGGACGUUCCCUUGACACAGACCUCAGCUCUGGAUCCCUGCUGGGGCUCCACUGGAGUCCCACCUUUUGGAAUUCCGCAGACAGCUCCUGUGUUCAGUCCCACUUCCCUGGGUAACCUGGGCAUCAGUACCUUAACCUGGGCCUCGCUGUUCAGACAUCCCCUCCUCAACCCGCAUUUCAACAGGUUCUUCACUACCAUGAGUCCUCUGGUUAAUACGAUGGGUUUAAUAGCAAAGUCUCCAGCACAGCCGUUCGAUCUCUCUGCCAUUGCUUUGAAUGACCCCGUCACAAGGGAGAGAAAAACCAGCAGCAUUGCAACACUGAGGCUCAAAGCAAAGGAGCAUUCUGCCCAGAUACCCCAGCUUGAUACCUAAUCCUGUCAUCCAAAGGGAAAAUAAAUAAAUAAAUAAAUAAAUAAAAGGAGUACCUACUGUCACUGUGAAAUACUAACUUGAGGGGGGAAAAAGGUGCAAGUUGAAAGAAAGCAAGAUGCCUAAUUAAAAUCUUAAUCUGGAAGCAGAAAACAAUUUCGGAUAAUAUUAUUAGCUGUGGACUGGGCACUGGAGCUUCCCAAGGCACUGUACUGCCGAUACAGUCUGUAAAGGUUUUCUUUCUGGGCGAAUUUGACAGUGCAUCCUCCUAAGUUAUAGCUGCUCAGGUUUAAUUACUAAAUCACAAAAAGAAGGAGAAAAGAAUACACCCCCACAGAUUAUAGAGGUGCUGUCUAAUAUAACAAGUGAUGAAAAUAGUAGAAUCAGCCUGGCACACUCUCUGAGUGCUGGGGGCAAGGCUUGAGGUUGAUUACAUAUAUAUAUAAUUGUUUAUAAAUAAGUUUAUAAAUAGUUCCGUAGUAGAGAGAGUGCCAGGUUGAAUCUACUAUUACUAAAUCCAAAUCGAAACAAUUUGGGCAUUUUCAGCAGAAUAGUGAGAUCCACUAGUUUCAGAUUUCCUAAAACAAUGUAAAAUCCCUCCCUUUCUCAUAAAAUUGAAAGUAAAAACCAUUUGGGGAUACUUACACAUUGUCUUUCAGAAAACAGUUGCAUUUAAAUGAGAAAAUAUUUGUAUAA
This is a messenger RNA of Lepisosteus oculatus (spotted gar), 2099 nucleotides long. RefSeq names its product homeobox protein ARX-like. Gene Ontology annotation, molecular function: RNA polymerase II transcription regulatory region sequence-specific DNA binding; DNA-binding transcription factor activity, RNA polymerase II-specific. The record is from RefSeq and is a predicted model, not a curated record. NCBI's taxonomy places the organism in Eukaryota, Metazoa, Chordata, Actinopteri, Semionotiformes, Lepisosteidae. Gene Ontology annotation, biological process: regulation of transcription by RNA polymerase II.